AUGGAGUCUCGACACAGCGACACUUUUGGGCCAGUCAGCUUGGAUGGAAGGAUGUAUGUGUCCACUGACCAGGUUCAACAGAAUCGAAUUUCUCAGAAUCUCGAGGGAAGUUCCCGCAACGAGGAAUAUUUCGAUCCGGCGAAACACCGAGACUGGGGCUAUCGGAAGCUUCCGCGGAAUCGGAACCAAGCUCGCUCCCAGAGUCCGCCCCGGACGGACGGUGUCAUGGAUGCUGAGACAGGCGCUGAUGGCAUGAUUCCGAUGCAAGAGGAGCGCUCAAGGGCGUUUAGCCAGUGCGAUGCGGGGACACAGACCGUCCCGGGCGGUGAGGAAAAGACCUUCUGGGUAAAUCGAAGACUUGAUCUUGCUUUGAUACCAUGCAUGUGGUUCGUGUUCGGUACCACCUUUGAUGGCUUCCACGAGGGCUCCUCGCACACUAUAAUCCGGGGAUGUGUCACAAACGCCGCGGCUUUAGUCGUUCAGGUUGUGAACUACAAGGCCUUGUUCAGUAUUCGCCUUGGACGCUACCUUGGCAUAGCUGUCCUGGUCCAAGGCAAGUUCUAUAGUAUCGCCGGACUCGUGUCGAGCGUGGUUCUUCUCAUGGACCCAGGGGCAAAUGAUUUCGGCGGUGACAUUGUUCUCCAACUAUUGCUUGCAGCAUCCCGCGCUGUAAUUGGACCCUGCUUCGUUUUGCUCACUGCCGCAUGGUAUGCCAACACAAAUGGCGGCAGCAUCGCGCGACUGCUGCUCUGGGCAUCCGGUUACCCAGUUCUGUUCGAAACAGUUCAUUAUAGCACCAGCUUUGCGGACUCAUCCUCCAGGGUAUAUUACGCUAUGUACUGCGGCUUUGCAACGGUCUGCAUCCUGUUGUCCGUCUACGUCUUCGCCUGUGUUGAUAUGCCAGGCGCGACCAUGUGGCUGGACAUUGCCCGCCGAAAGGGUCGACUUCAAGGCCAUGAGAGGUGUCAACAGCUUCGCAGCUCACCACAGUUAGCAAAACUAGUUGCAGAGCCCACGGCUUGGUUUGCUUUUGGGGCCAGCUUCUUCUGUGCAGCCAGCGGCCCUAUAGAUGGCGAAGUGUUGCAAAUGUUCUACAAAUUGUCUUUAUCUGCACAAGCUGAGGCGGACUUUCUCGUUCUACUCCCUUUGGCGGCUUUUGGCUACCUAGUAGUAAAAUAUCCGAUUACCCGUGUUCCUAUUCUUGCCCUGACUGCUGGUCUUGCAUUUGCCGGCCACAUGCUUCUUGUGAAAUAUUUCGAAGCUGAAACUGUAGAUGAUGAUUCAAGAUUCAGACUGGACGCUGGGGCAUUGUUCCUGCGGAAUAUGAUGUUUUACUGGCAAUACCUCCUCUGGGCCAUCCUUCUGCUCAGAAGCUCGAGACCCGAUACUGCCGACUCUCAAAACCUAGUAGCUAAUAUCGUUGUCGCAUUCGCGGCAACUGCACUGUGCCGCUUGUUAGGAUACGGCGCACUCCACGGCCUGACCGACGUGGCCAACGACUGGGCUUUUCACAGUACUGUGUGGGAGGGGCCGACGAAGAUAUUCAUGUCCAUAAUGUUCGGUCUGCAGAUUUUGGUGCUGUUGGGAUGGUUUUUCUGCCUUGACUGGCAGCGACAAAGGAGAAGAGAAGGGCAGUCCACCUCAGCCCGCCCAGACAUCACAGCAGAGCUCGAGUGUUAG
This is a messenger RNA of Diaporthe citri, 1680 nucleotides long. RefSeq lists its product as uncharacterized. The transcript has 6 exons. Bases 1 to 1680 code for a protein of 559 amino acids. Lineage: Eukaryota; Fungi; Ascomycota; Sordariomycetes; Diaporthales; Diaporthaceae. The record is from RefSeq and is a predicted model, not a curated record.